GGGCAAUGCACAGCCAUGGUGGUCUCCUCCCUCUGCAGCCGCCCCGCCGCCCCUCCUUAUCUGGCCCUCCCUUGACAAGCCCCUUCCCUCCCCGUCCGAUCCUCCUGCGUUCGUCAACUUCGCGUUCUCCUCCGCUAAAUCUGAGCUCCCUUCGUCGCCGUCUCCAUGGAAAGUUCUCCCCCGGGCUACCGAAGGAACGUGGGGAUCUGCCUCGUCAAUCCCGAUAACAAGAUCUUUUCGGCUUCAAGGCUCGAUGUCCCCGGCGUUUGGCAGAUGCCUCAGGGUGGUAUAGAAGGAGAAGAAAACGCUAGGAUUGCUGCCUUUAGGGAAUUGAAAGAAGAAACAGGAGUUACAUCUGCAGAUAUCCUUGCUGAGGUUCCCUACUGGUUAACAUAUGAUUUCCCUCUAGAAGCAAAGGCAAAGCUGAACAAACUAUGGGGGACGGAUUGGAAAGGUCAAGCACAAAAGUGGUUUCUAUUUCGAUUCACAGGAGACGAAGAUGAAAUUAGUCUCACUGGGGAUGGAAGUGAGAAGCCAGAAUUCGGAGAAUGGAUGUGGAUGACACCGGAGCAAGUUAUUGAAUGUGCAGUUGAUUUCAAGAAAUCUGUCUACGAGGAGGUUCUAAAGUUCUUUAAACCUCAUUUACGGCCAGAUUCAGCAGAUUCAGAUUCUGAAGAAUAGAUACUCUGAGGACUGAACCGCUCUGUUAGCGGUUAAACAUUGUUGUUGAUAUAAUCAUGUCUAACUGCUUCGAUGAUUCUGAAGACAAACACCUCUCUUACUGAGUUUGAAAUAGAUCGCACGAUAAUGUGAUAGGCAAUCCAUGCAUAGUCGACUGAUGAAUCUUUCUUUAUACACUGACAAUAUCAUGUGUUUGAUAUGUUAUCAGUCAAGUUUAUUACAGUUUGGUGGAUAA
This is a messenger RNA of Zingiber officinale, 916 nucleotides long. RefSeq names its product nudix hydrolase 26, chloroplastic-like. The transcript is spliced from 6 exons. Gene Ontology annotation, cellular component: chloroplast. The coding region runs from base 166 to 681 and encodes 171 amino acids. Gene Ontology annotation, molecular function: guanosine-3',5'-bis(diphosphate) 3'-diphosphatase activity; bis(5'-adenosyl)-pentaphosphatase activity. The record is from RefSeq and is a predicted model, not a curated record. Lineage: Eukaryota; Viridiplantae; Streptophyta; Magnoliopsida; Zingiberales; Zingiberaceae. Gene Ontology annotation, biological process: ribose phosphate metabolic process; nucleoside phosphate metabolic process.